AUGAAUUGCUCCAUCAAUUCCUACUAUUGUGGUGGAGGCAUCUACAAAAAGAGCUUCAAGUGGAAGCACAUGGCUGAAUCCACCACCAACACUGGGAAGGACAACAACGAAUCCAGGGAUUUUGACUCUUCCUUGCCCAAGCCGGCAAGGCGGUGGAUGGUCUCCUCGAUCGAUAACCCCAAUAGGUCAAAAUUUGGUCUCUCAACCUACACCGAGAUGAUCGCAAAGAGGGUCUCGAUCAGGAAAUGGAAGCUGUCGAGGAAACGCCAUUCGUGGAUCAAAGUUGGGAGUAGGCGAGUGGCACCGUUUAAGGAGUAG
Linum trigynum is the source of this 318-nucleotide messenger RNA. NCBI's taxonomy places the organism in Eukaryota, Viridiplantae, Streptophyta, Magnoliopsida, Malpighiales, Linaceae. The record is from the annotation of a GenBank genome assembly.